Molecule: messenger RNA, 2777 nt
Organism: Microplitis demolitor
Lineage: Eukaryota; Metazoa; Arthropoda; Insecta; Hymenoptera; Braconidae
Gene: Diap2
Product: baculoviral IAP repeat-containing protein 7
Exons: 8
Coding region: 500-2209 (569 amino acids)
Biological process (GO): positive regulation of protein ubiquitination; negative regulation of apoptotic process; regulation of cell cycle
Cellular component (GO): cytoplasm; nucleus
Molecular function (GO): ubiquitin protein ligase activity; cysteine-type endopeptidase inhibitor activity involved in apoptotic process
Source: RefSeq, a predicted model, not a curated record
AAUGUCACUAAGAAUUACAUCUUCCAACGUAAUUGAAUGCACUGGCGAAAAAAAAAUAAGAAUAAUAACAUGGUGUUGUCAUCUAACGCAUCUAACGUCAUCACACCUGAUAUUUCGAACUAAAUAAAUCCAUCAGGACCGUCAGACAUGUUUUCUUGCCGAUGUUUGACAAUCAAUCAACAUUUGAGUGUUAAACAUAAUUAUAAAAAAUGAAAUUUAUCGUGGGUAAAUUAAAUCUAAAACGUGUCAAUCAUGUUAUCAGUGAUAAAUCCUAACCUUCAAUUAUUUUAUUGUCACAAUAAAAUUUAAUUGUCGUCAAUUGUUUAAUAAAAAACACUAAACUACUUUUAAUGGAUUUACUUAACAAUAGUAAUAAUAAUAAUAAUUAAAAAAAUUAUUAUUUUUUUAAAAAAACUAGAAGAUGACUAGUUUGUAUAAUUUUAAAUAUAUUUUCUAAAUUUUAUAAUUUAAAUUUUAAUGGGAAUUGAAACCAGACAUAAUGAAUCUGGAACUAAAUCGUUUGAAUACAUUUGACCAGUGGCCAGAAAACGCCGCUGUAAAUCCUUCAAGAAUAGCCAAAGCUGGAUUUUAUUACACCGGCCAGGGUACAAACGUCCAAUGUUUUUUCUGUGGAGUGACAAUAUCCGAAUGGAAUUACGGGGAUCAAGUAAUGGCACGUCAUCGAGAAGCCAGACCUGAAUGUCCUUUCGUAUUGAAUCCCACUGACACCUGCAAUGUUCCCUUAUUGGAGUCAAUUAAUUCAGCCCUCAGUCUCCCUCGGUGUCCACCUCCUCCAGAAGAAUCCAGAAUAGAGUCAUCUGAUGACAGAGCCCAGCCAACGACUUCAUUUCCAGUUCAAAGUCAGAAUCCUCGAAUCGAGUAUGGAACUUAUGAGCAGAGACUCAGAUCCUUUGAAAAUUGGCCCGCUUCUAGUAAUGUUACGCCUGAAAGUCUUGCGAGAGCUGGUUUCUAUUAUCUUCAGCAAGAAGAUAUGGUUGAAUGUGUCUAUUGUCGGGGAAUAAUGAGAAUGUGGGAACCAGGUGAUGAUCCAUUUAAUGAACAUAGAAAAGGUUUUCCACAGUGUGAUUUUUUUAAUCAUCAAGAUUCAAAUUCAGCUUUAACGACAGAAGAGAAAGAAGAAUUGGCGAAAGUUAAAUUAUUGUCGGGAACGACUGCGGAUUUACAUAAAUUGGGAAUACAAAAACAUACUGGACCGAGGCAGCUUAAGUAUGCUACCUAUGAAGGUAGACUCAGAACAUUCCAAGGAUGGCCUGAUAACCUCCAGCAGACACCAGAUAUGUUAUCAACUGCUGGGUUUUAUUACGUUGGUUCAGGUGAUCAAGUACGAUGUUUUCACUGUGAUGGCGGCCUACACAACUGGGAAGCGGACGACGAUCCUUGGACAGAGCACGCCAGAUGGUUCCCUAAGUGCGGCUUCGUCUCUAUUGUCCGCGGGCAGGAUUUUAUCCAGCAUUGUAUUGACAAUAGACCACCUUUAGAUCCUCUUAUAUUUCUUGGAGUACCUGAAAAUGGAGACGACGUUGGAGAGUCAUCAUCAUCACCACAACCUUCUAGUUCAAAUUUAAAUUCAAACCCAGUUCGACGUCAAGUUACUGAUGCUGAAGUCGAAGAACUCUUACAUUCAGCACCAGCUACAGCAGCUUUACAAUUGGGGUUAAAUCUUGGAAGAGUAAAAACAGCAUUGAGACAACGCAUGGAAAGGUUCGGAGUUCCAUACACAAAUUCUGAUCAGCUUAUUGAGCACGUUCGUCAUAUUCAUUUGACUGAAGAAAAUAAUAGGCUUGAGGAUAACGCAGAAACAUCAUCGUCAGAGUUAGCAGCAUUGUUGAGUCAAGUGAUAACAGUCCAAUCAUCAAGCAAAUCCGGAUCACACGGACAAAAUAGUUCAGACAUUGUUAAAAAAAAAUUAGCGGGUUACAAUGGCGACAAUAAAGAGGCGUCAGUUAUAAAUAUUAGAAAAGAUAAAAAAGCUGACGCUCAGACAGAUAAUGGACCACUUUCACUUGAAGAAGAAAAUCGUCGUUUGAAAGAAGCGCGAUUAUGUAAAAUUUGUAUGGAUAGAGAAGUGUCCGUUGUAUUUUUACCUUGUGGACACCUUGCCACUUGUGUACAAUGCGCUCCGUCAUUGACAGACUGUCCCAUGUGCCGCCAAGAAAUUCGUGCUACUGUACGAAUAUUUCUUGCCUAGUAUAUAUUUAAUAAAUAAAUAAUUUAUUUUAUUUAAAUUACGACAAUUAUGAGUAUGACUAAGAAGAAAAAUAUUUAAGUAUUGAUUUUAAAUGAAUUUAAUUUAAUACGUAGCCGCUCGUAAGAUUAUUUCAAAUGCUGAUGCAACUUCUCAAUAAAUUUAAACAACUUAGGACUCAAUUUAAAAAUUUAAGUAUACGAGUUUAAUAUGUUUACGUAAUAGAUAAUAAUACCAGAUACCUGAUUUUAAACUCAUAGACCAAAAACAGAGAGAUAAAUAUAUAAUAUAUUUAUAUUAUUAUUAAUUGUAAAUUGUUUAAAAUAAUUUACACCCAACAGAUCAAUUACUAUUAUAAAGAAACGCAGCUGUAACAAUCAAAUUUAAUUGUUAAUUAUAAAUCGUUUAUCUGGGAUAUAUUUUUCUUGAACUUGGUUUGUUCGCUAGACAAAUGUGAUUAAGCAGAGAUAGAUAUUUUGUAAAUAUGUUUCAAUGUUGAAAAGUUUAAAAAUUAAAAUACAUAGAAGCUGAUGAGCAUCGAUACGUUGUUUUAAUAUCAAUCGAUAUCCUU